This is a messenger RNA of Ilex paraguariensis (yerba mate), 1270 nucleotides long. The record is from the annotation of a GenBank genome assembly. Lineage: Eukaryota; Viridiplantae; Streptophyta; Magnoliopsida; Aquifoliales; Aquifoliaceae.
AUGUGCGAGCCCGUCGAGUCCAUCAUCGGCGCUGACAAGACCAGCGCCGACUAUUACUUCGAUUCCUACUCUCACUUCGGUAUUCAUGAAGAAAUGUUGAAGGAUGUAGUAAGGACUAAGACUUACCAAAAUGUAAUAUAUAAAAAUACCUUUCUUUUCAAGGACAAGGUAGUCCUUGAUGUGGGUGCUGGUACAGGAAUUUUGUCGCUCUUUUGUGCAAAAGCUGGGGCAAAACAUGUUUAUGCGGUUGAGUGCUCCAGCAUGGCCGACAUGGCACAAGAAAUUGUUAAGUCAAACGGAUUUUCAAAUGUCAUAACAGUUCUGAAGGGAAAGGUUGAAGAAAUUGAGCUUCCAGUUGCUCAAGUGGAUAUAAUAAUUUCUGAAUGGAUGGGAUAUUUUUUGCUGUAUGAGAACAUGUUAGAUACUGUCCUGUAUGCUCGUAACAAAUGGCUAGCUAGCAGUGGACUGGUACUACCGGAUAAAGCUUCUCUCUAUUUGACAGCCAUUGAGGAUGCAGAUUACAAAGAAGACAAAAUUGAAUUUUGGAACAAUGUAUAUGGCUUUGACAUGAAGUGCAUCAGGAAGCAAGCCAUGAUGGAACCUCUUGUUGAUACGGUUGACCAGAAUCAGAUUGUUACAAAUUCCCAGUUACUCAAGACUAUGGAUAUCUCUAAGAUGGCUGCUGGGGAUGUGUCCUUCACUGCUCCUUUUAAGCUUGUGGCGGAACGUGAUGAUUACAUACAUGCUCUUGUAGCCUACUUCGACGUGUCUUUUACUAAGUGCCAUAAAUUAAUGGGCUUCUCUACAGGGCCAAAAUCACGGGCUACACAUUGGAAGCAAACGGUUCUGUACCUUGAAGAUGUGCUAACUGUAUGCGAGGGAGAGGCCAUUGUUGGGAGCAUGACUGUGGCACCGAACAAAAAGAAUCCCCGUGAUGUUGACAUUAUGCUCAAGUAUUCAUUAAAUGGUCGGCGGUGCCUUGCCUCAAGAACUCAAUAUUACAGAAUGCGAUAGCUGUUUUGUGGUUACAUUAUUUUUAAGAGCUCAUCGUUGUCAAUGUCUCUCUCUGUCUCUUGCUUUCCUUCAAUAUGGAUCUUUGUUCUUAUGUUGUUUUUGUGGGGGUCGGGAUUGGGGCCUUGCGACAUUAUUGGAGAACGAAUCAAGGAGAAGAUUGCAUUUUUCAAAUUGUAGCAUGUGUAACUUAUAUUUAUUUCUCAAAAUGUUAGAUAUAACAUUGUAACUAUUUCAAAUUUACUCUAGUUUAAUUCAU